Molecule: messenger RNA, 1685 nt
Organism: Austrofundulus limnaeus
Lineage: Eukaryota; Metazoa; Chordata; Actinopteri; Cyprinodontiformes; Rivulidae
Gene: rtcb
Product: RNA 2',3'-cyclic phosphate and 5'-OH ligase
Biological process (GO): tRNA splicing, via endonucleolytic cleavage and ligation
Cellular component (GO): tRNA-splicing ligase complex; nucleus
Molecular function (GO): RNA ligase (GTP) activity; RNA ligase (ATP) activity
Source: RefSeq, a predicted model, not a curated record
GUGGAAGGGAUUUUCUACGUGAACGAUUCUCUGGAGAAGCUGAUGUUCGAGGAGCUUCGUAACGCAUGUCGAGGAGGAGGUGUGGGCGGGUUCCUGCCYGCCAUGAAACAGAUCGGGAAUGUGGCGGCGCUGCCCGGGAUCGUUCACAGGUCCAUUGGACUUCCUGAUGUCCACUCAGGCUACGGAUUCGCCAUCGGGAACAUGGCGGCCUUUGACAUGAAUGAUCCAGAUGCUGUCGUGUCUCCAGGGGGCGUCGGCUUCGACAUAAACUGUGGCGUCCGUCUCCUGAGGACAAACCUGGACGAGCGGGACGUCCAGCCCGUCAAAGAACAGCUGGCCCAGUCUCUGUUUGACCACAUCCCAGUCGGAGUCGGGUCCAAAGGGGUCAUCCCGAUGGGAGCCAAGGACCUGGAGGAGGCUCUGGAGAUGGGAGUGGACUGGUCUCUGAGGGAGGGCUACGCCUGGGCCGAGGACAAGGAGCACUGCGAGGAGUACGGCAGGAUGCUGCAGGCCGACCCCAACAAGGUGUCGUCCAAGGCCAAGAAGAGAGGCCUGCCGCAGCUGGGAACUCUGGGAGCAGGAAACCACUACGCUGAGAUCCAGGUGGUGGACGACAUCUAUGACGACUACGCAGCCAAGAAGAUGGGCAUCGACCACAAAGGCCAGGUGUGCGUGAUGAUCCACAGCGGCAGCCGAGGCCUCGGACACCAGGUGGCCACAGACGCUCUGGUUGCCAUGGAGAAGGCCAUGAAACGUGAUAAGAUCACGGUAAAUGAUCGCCAGCUGGCCUGCGCUCGCAUCACCUCCCAGGAGGGUCAGGACUACCUGAAGGGCAUGGCGGCUGCAGGAAACUACGCCUGGGUCAACCGGUCCUCCAUGACAUUCCUCACCAGACAGGCCUUCUCCAAAGUCUUCGGCACCACGCCCGACGACCUGGACAUGCACAUCAUCUAUGACGUGUCUCACAACAUCGCCAAGGUCGAAGAGCACAUGGUGGACGGGAAGCAGAGGACCCUGCUGGUUCACCGUAAAGGAUCGACACGAGCUUUCCCUCCACAUCACCCUCUAAUCCCUGUAGAUUACCAGCUCACGGGUCAGCCGGUUCUGAUCGGGGGAACCAUGGGAACCUGCAGCUACGUUCUGACAGGAACUGAACAGGGAAUGACGGAAACGUUCGGCACCACCUGCCACGGAGCGGGUCGGGCUCUGUCCCGGGCCAAGUCCCGCAGGAACCUGGAUUUCCAGGACGUUCUGGACAAACUGGCCGACAUGGGCAUCGCCAUCCGAGUGGCUUCACCCAAACUGGUGAUGGAGGAGGCUCCAGAAUCGUACAAAAACGUGACMGACGUGGUGAACACGUGUCACGACGCUGGGAUCAGCAAGAAGGCCAUCAAACUCCGACCCGUCGCUGUGAUCAAAGGCUGACCACUCGACUUUAMUCUGCCGGGUCAGGUUCUGAUCCGGUUCUUUGGUUUUGAAAUUAAACUCAGAAAACUGAACUUUCUGUUUCCACUCUGUGGUGAAGGGUUUAAAUCUAAGGGAAACUUUUGUUUUUCUGUUUCACAACCUGAAUUUUUCACAGGAAAAGUGCAGAAUUUGAGCCUUUAGGACUUUUAUUGUGAAACAUUUGACAGGAAGUGAAUUUUUGAAAGUUAUUAAUUUAAAUAAAAAUGAUCUGAAUAAUG